Molecule: messenger RNA, 1296 nt
Organism: Adineta steineri
Lineage: Eukaryota; Metazoa; Rotifera; Eurotatoria; Adinetida; Adinetidae
Source: the annotation of a GenBank genome assembly
AUGAUAAAAGUAAAUGAUUCAAUAUCUGCUUUAAAUUACUUUUCAACAAAUCAAACUUGUCAAUUAUUUCGUUCAAAUAUGAGUACAAUUUAUAUUGAAUUUUAUUUAAAUUCUACUUUUAUAUUCAUUAAUCAAUCAUCAAUAUCCAUAUUAAAUGCUCAAGAAUAUCAACUGAGUACAUCAUCACCAAUACCGACAACAACAUCAUCAUCAUCAACUUCAACUUCAACUUCAACUUCAACAACAACAACAACAACAACAAGUGUCUGCAACUCUUUUCGUGAUCAAGCUACUUAUCCAGUUGGCGCUAACCCAAAAGCAGUAGUAGUCGUCGAUGUGAAUAGCGACAAUAAACCUGAUAUUGUUGUUGCCAACUAUGGUUCGAACAAUACCGGUGUUCUUCUCAACACAGGCAAUGGCACCUUUAAUGCUCAAACUAUUUACGUAGUUGGCGGUGGUCCAUACUCAGUAGCAGUUGUUGAUGUGAAUAAGGACAAUAAAUCUGAUAUUGUUGCUGCAAACGCCGGUUCGAAUACCGUCAGUGUUCUUCUCAGCACAGGUAGUGGUACCUUUAAUACUCAAACUACUUACGCAGUUAGCUCUGAGCCAAUAUCAGUAGCAGUCGUUGACGUAAAUAACGAUAAUAAACCCGAUAUUAUUGUUGCAAACUAUAAUUCGAAUAAUAUCGGUGUUCUUCUCAACGUAGGCAAUAGCACCUUCAAGGCUCAAACUAUAUAUACAGGUAUCAGUGGUCCCUUCUCCAUAGCAGUUGUUGAUGUGAAUAACGACAGUAAACCUGAUAUUAUUGUUGCUAAUUCUGGUUCGAACACCGUCGGCGUUCUUCUCGACAAGGGCAAUGGCACCUUUAAUGCUCAAACUACUUACGCAGUUGGCAGUACGCCAGCAUCAGUAGCAGUCGCCGAUGUGAAUAACGAUAAUAAACCUGAUAUUAUUGUUGCAAACUAUGGUUCGAACAAUGUCAGUGUUCUUCUCAACGCAGGCAACGGCAUCUUUAAUACUCAAGCUACUUACUCAGUUAGCAUUAAUCCAUACUCAGUAGCAGUUGUUGAUGUAAAUAACGACAAUAAACCUGAUAUUAUUGUUGCAAACUAUAGUUCGUAUAGCGUCAGUAUUCUUCUCAACGCAGGUAAUGGCACCUUCAAUGCUCAAACUACAUAUACAGUUGAGGCUGGUCCAAUAUCAGUAGCAGUCGUCGACGUGAAUAGUGACAAUAAACCUGAUAUUAUUGUUGCUAACUCUGCUUCGAACACUGUCAGUGUUCUCUUGCAUUGUUAG